UCCCUGAGGUUGUGAUCCUGCUCAGUGCGUGUCGGCUCUCCCAGCGGUCAGACAGCGGACUCCUCUGCUCCUGGACCCGCACUGAGACCUCACAGAGCCGGAACAUGCGCUGCGCUCUGCGUAAUUACGCUCAGUGAGGCCGGAUCACAGCUGGACACCUCUGUAUGUCCGGCACCCCGGGGUCGCGCUCUCUUUGCACUCAAGACCCACAUUUUGUCUCACCGACAAAAUCUCCAGAUAUUCUGAAAAUGGAUCCUUUGAGGAAUAACUGUGAGGAAGACUCUCCGUGUGCUGAGGAGGAGGAAGAAGUGGAUCCAAGAAUCCAGGGAGAGCUGGAGAAGUUAAACCAGUCCACAGAUGACAUUAACCGCUGGGAGAGUGAGCUGGAGGACUGCCGUCAGAGGUUUCGUGCCGUGCUGGUGGAGGCAACAGUGAAGCUGGACGAGCAGGUGAAGAGGAUCGGGCGAGCUGUGGACGACUCCAAACCGUAUUGGGAGGCCCGCAAGAUAGCAAGACAGGCCCAGAUUGAAGCCCAAAAGGCCACUCAGGAGUUCCAGCGGGCGGUGGAGAUCCUGCGGGCCGCCAAGGAGACCAUCGCCCUGGCUGAGGAGAGGCUGCUGGAGGAGGACAGCCGCCAGUUUGACUCCGCCUGGCAGGAAAUGCUCAACCAUGCCACACAGAGGGUGAUGGAGGCCGAGCAGGCGAGAACACGCAGUGAAGCUGAACACAGGAAAACAGCAGCCAAUUACAAUUCGUGUAUUGGCCACAUGAGGCAGUUAGAGAAGAAACUCAAACGCUCCAUCAACAAAUCCAGGCCGUACUUUGAACUGAAAGCAAAGUAUUAUCUGCAGCUGGAGCAACUCAAGCGUCAUGUGGACGAGCGUCAGGGCAAACUUGUGGUUGCUAAGGCCGACUACCGCACAGCGCUGCGCAACCUAGAGAGCAUCUCCGAGGAGAUCCAUGCCCAACGACGCUCCGUUGCUAUGGGAACCAGGGAGCAGGGUGUCGGUGCAGAGGGAGACGAGGGCAACGAAGACAUCGCCAACUUCAAGAUGGAGUCAGACGGUUUGUCAAUGGUGUCCGUAUGCAUUGACGAAGAGGGCAGUCACAGUAGCAGCAGCUCAGAGGAGGAGGCCGACUCUCACUCCACCUCCUCACCCCGAGCCAUGCUCUCCUCGCCCUCCUCUCUCCCCUCCACCUCUGCCUCCACCCCCCUGGACAUGCCCUCCUCCUCGCUCCACACCCCCUGCUCCUACCUCUCCUCCUCUCCCUCCUCCCCCGUCCUGUCUUCCUCCUGUCCCGCUGGCCUGGAGUUAGUCAGCCCCUGUGACUCUCAUGACCCGGACUCACCUCUCCUGGGCCCUCGCAGCCAGUGCAGUGGAGCUUCCUCUCCAGACUGCGACCAGGAGAGAGGUGACAGAGCAGAGGGAGCGGAGGCGACAGUAGAAGCCGGUUUGAACAAGCUAACCUUGACUGUAGCACAGAAACAAGACGGAGACUCUGAGGAUGAACAAGAUCCCCUUUACAUGACCCCAGACAUUUCCUCUCCCGGCCCAGCCACCACCAUUCUGUUAGUCAACAGCGUCUAAUGAGCAUCUUUUAAACUUCAAACACUCUCUGCGCCCGGCUUCAAGCCUCUGGACUCUGUGGCAGAGCAGGUGCAGCAGGGGAGGAUGCAAGCUGCACACUCCAACUAACCUGACGUUACGUCUCCGUGUCGUCUGAACAUCUGAUGGUGUCAUAUUAAAGGUGCUAUA
Molecule: messenger RNA, 1757 nt
Organism: Epinephelus moara (kelp grouper)
Lineage: Eukaryota; Metazoa; Chordata; Actinopteri; Perciformes; Serranidae
Product: SH3 domain-binding protein 5-like
Exons: 9
Coding region: 165-1589 (474 amino acids)
Biological process (GO): intracellular signal transduction; negative regulation of protein tyrosine kinase activity
Cellular component (GO): cytoplasm
Molecular function (GO): protein kinase inhibitor activity
Source: RefSeq, a predicted model, not a curated record